This is a messenger RNA of Acanthopagrus latus (yellowfin seabream), 3121 nucleotides long. It is a transcript of the gene plpp3, whose product is annotated as phospholipid phosphatase 3. Bases 1 to 942 code for a protein of 313 amino acids. The record is from RefSeq and is a predicted model, not a curated record. NCBI's taxonomy places the organism in Eukaryota, Metazoa, Chordata, Actinopteri, Spariformes, Sparidae. Gene Ontology annotation, biological process: canonical Wnt signaling pathway; phospholipid dephosphorylation; phospholipid metabolic process. Gene Ontology annotation, molecular function: phosphatidate phosphatase activity. The transcript is spliced from 7 exons.
AUGCAAAAGUACAUGUAUGAGAAAGCAAUGGCCCAAGAGACAAGGAACGGAGGAACCUCUACGUUAAACAACAACAAUGGUGUUGACAACAGCAAGAAGAAGCUGCUAAUAGCGCUCGACAUCUUCUGUCUUCUACUUGCUAGCCUGCCUUUCCUGAUCAUUGAGACUAGCACCAUAAAGCCGUACCAGCGCGGGUUUUACUGUUCGGACGAGUCCAUCCGCUACCCCCAAAAAGUGGGCGACACCAUUAGCGAUGCCGUGCUUUGUGGUGUUGGCAUUCUUAUUGCCAUCUUCUCUAUCGUGAUUGGAGAAUGCUUCCGGAUUCACCAGCUACACGAGGGAACCAAGUCUUUUGUGGGGAAUCCUUACGUCGCAGCCCUCUACAAACAGAUGGGUGUGUUUCUCUUUGGAUGUGCCGUCAGCCAGUCGUUCACGGACAUUGCCAAGGUGUCGGUGGGCCGUAUGAGGCCCCACUUCAUAGACGUGUGCAAACCAGAUUUCUCCAAGAUCGACUGCUCACUGGGAUACAUCACCAACUACACCUGCUCUGGCAAGGAAAGUGAUGUACAGGAGGCCAGGAAAUCCUUCUUCUCAGGACACGCCUCUUUUUCAAUGUUUACCAUGCUCUACCUGGCUUUCUAUCUCCAGUCCAGGUUUACAUGGCGCGGCGCUCGUCUUCUCCGCCCGCUGCUCCAGUUCACCCUGUUGAUGAUGGCCUUUUACACCGGCCUAUCACGUGUCUCCGACCACAAGCACCACCCGACUGAUGUCCUGGCAGGCUUUGUGCAGGGAGCCCUGGUGGCCUACUGCAUAGUGUUCUACGUGUCCGACCUGUUCAAGCCCAGGGUGAAGCCAGCCACGCCCCCGCCCUCGCCCAUCAAGAAGGAGCUGCUCCCUUCCUCCGACAUCAUCGAGAGGAACAACCACCACAACAUGGUGUGAGAGAGAGGCCCGCGACGUCUUCCUGCGACCGAGGAGCCAAUCACAGCGCUGCUCACCUCCCAUCGGACAGUAGAAUGUAGCGACGAGAGACUGUAGCUGCUUCUCAAACGGCAUCCUCCUCCCUUUGGCCCAGCGAGGCACUCUGUGGACUAGGGUGUCAGAUUUGAGAUUUGCACAGCAGAGUCCACUCUCAUUAUCCAGACUUACUAUUUACCAUUUUGUUAACUACUAAUCAGCAUUUGAGCCCAUCAUUUUUGAGCACAAACAGGGAAGAAUUGGAAGCUAAAAGACAAAAAGGAAAAAAAAAAAAAAAACAAAUUCAGAAAUUGAUGACCUGACAGGCAGAGCUGAGGGUGCGGAGGGUUGAUGGAAGUGUAACCACAUAAAGGGAAAAAAAAACCCUUGUGAAGAAAAAAAACAAAUGAAGAAAAAGAGACACAAAAAGACAAACCCCCCUGCCUAGGGAGAGAGGGAUGUCCAGCGAUGCUUCCUCUCUGAACUCUCUGUGGCCUUGGAAUGCCGUUGGACAACAACUUCCUUAGCUACGGGAAGGAUAUUACUGCAAUAACUAGCGGCAUAGAAAUAUUAACAGUAUAGAAAAAAAUAUAACUUAUAGCACUGUUUUUUGUUUUUUUUUAAAGUUCAUUGUCCAUUAUCACCACUCGCUGCCUGAGGCGUCUUACGGAAAGAAAACUUGAUGAUGCUGAGACCCGCGAGACAGAAAUGUGACCCGACUGAGCCUGGUGUGGUGGUCGCACAAGACUCCACACUCGGGCAGGAUAAAGUUAGCAUAGCACGGCUUUCAUUACAGUAACCCUGUAGGCCACCGACCUUCUUUGCGGUCUUUCUAACGUGUCAGAGCAGUCCUCUGGCUGUCUUGCAAACCUUUUUGACUGAUAGUUGAGACAUCAGUAUCCCCAAUAAGCUGUGUCUGCCCUCCGACCUCAUACACUUCUGUCUCCAAAUCAGCACCUCAAGCUUUUUUGCCUCGGACUCUCAGAGCGGCCCAAAACCCGGGAUGUUGCAUUUCUUUGAGGGUUAGAUGUAGUAAAAGGGGGGAUAUUUUCUGUGGAAGGAGGGAGGCAGAUCUCCCAGCCUCCCAGCACCUGUACGAGAGGCGUGGCUGUGCCAUGCCACUUCCUGGUGUUGGGGCCAUCCGCUUGGCUUCCUGAAGUGGAAGAGGAUGUGUAGGCAGAGUGAAGGGGUGCAGUCUUGUCACCGUGGAAAGAGGGUGAUGAUAUACAGCUAAGCUGGCACAUUAUUUUGGGAUGAUUUGGGCUCUUUCCGCUGGCAGGGAGGGGCUCUCACCCACCCAAUCACUCAUUGGCAAUGGAUGUUGGUCUCUCAGUGUGUGUGUGUGUAUGUGUCUGUGUGUUUGUGCUUGUGUGGGUACGCUCGUGCUUGUACAUGUACAUCUUGUGUGUGUGUGUUUGAAUGUGUGUGUACAUAUGUAUGAGCGCUGUGAAACCUCCCCCCUCGAUAAACUAUGUGUGUGUCAUAAAACACACGCACCGUUAGCUGUGCCAAGUGUGAAUGUGUGCGUGCCACUGUGCGUCAGAGAGCGAGCGGGCAGGCGAACGUUAUAAAAACUGUGGAUCUUUUUAUUUUUAUUCUCUGCUAAGAAGCAUCUUUAACCUUGUAUGUUUAUAGCCGGUCCUGUAUAAUCACUAACAGUUGUACAGACACAGAAGCCCUUUUUAUUUACAGCCUACUCAGAUAUCCUCCUCCAACAACACACUCCGCCAUGUUGCACAUCUUUUCUCAUCGUAUAGUCCGUCCUAUCAUUUCACAAAGCCGUUUUCACACUCUUUUUAUAAAUAUAUAAAUAAUGUAUAGAUCACUAAAAUUAACUCUGUAAGAUAUUGUUUCUUAACAUGUUUAGAUAUAUCCACUAUGAUUACAGACCUGUGUUCUUUACAAAAUGCUGCUUAAAAAGCAUCGAUUUGACAGAUUUUUGUAUCUAGAUAACUAAACUAUUGUAGAUUUGUUAUAGUUAUGUUGUGUAAUAUGCAUUCAAAAACAAAUACACCCACAAUUGUAUUAAAAUUCAUUAUUAGUAUUUUUGUAUUGUCUCGUUUUUUUGUACAAACAACAUAGUUGCAAUGCUGUUUUUUUUUCCUGCUAAUUGUACUUAGCUCUAAUACAUGUGCUUUUAAAUAAAAAGCUCAUUAUGAACACA